Molecule: messenger RNA, 1458 nt
Organism: Ctenocephalides felis (cat flea)
Lineage: Eukaryota; Metazoa; Arthropoda; Insecta; Siphonaptera; Pulicidae
Product: gastrula zinc finger protein XlCGF57.1-like
Exons: 2
Coding region: 1-1458 (485 amino acids)
Biological process (GO): regulation of transcription by RNA polymerase II
Molecular function (GO): DNA-binding transcription factor activity; RNA polymerase II cis-regulatory region sequence-specific DNA binding
Source: RefSeq, a predicted model, not a curated record
AUGUCAGACGAAAUAAUUAUGUCUAUGAACAAUCAGGCAAUUAAAAUUGAACCACCAGAAUAUUCAGUAGAAGAAAUUAAAUACGAAAUUGAGGAUGAUUUUGAUAAUGCUGAUGCUAUUGUUAAAUCUGAAUCUAAGAAUGAUGAAACAUGUUUAGAAAGAUUCAUGAAUUCCGAAGUGACCAAAGAAGAAGAAGUCAAACAGGAAUUAAUCGAGCCAUCAGCUUAUGAAUGUGACAUUUGUUAUCAAUCAUUUGAAGAAUCACAUCAUUUAAAAGAGCAUAUGGUCGAUCACUUGCCUAGUAAUAGAACAGAAACCCCUUUCAAAUGUGAAAUCUGUAAUAAGACUUUCAAACUAACAAAAGGGUUGAAAAUACACAUGAAUACGCAUUCUGCAGAACGUUCUUUUUAUUGUAAAUUUUGCAAUGAGUCAUUCAAAGAAUCGGUUGCUUUGAAAAAACACUAUUUGGUUCACAGCGGUGAACGGGCCUAUGAAUGCAAUAUAUGCAAUAAGAAAUUUAUAGAAACGGGUACUCUGAAACGUCACAUGCUGAUUCACAGUGAAGUGCGUCCCCAUCAAUGCAGUAUAUGCGAUAAAAAAUUUACAGAAUUAGGUAGUCUUAAACGUCACAUGCUGAUUCACAGUGGAGCACGCCCUCAUCAAUGCAGUAUAUGCAAUAAGACAUUUACACAAAUAAGUCAUCUGCAAAGUCACAUGCUCUUUCACAGUGGUGAGCAACCCCAUCAAUGCAGUAUAUGUAAUAAGACAUUUACACAAAUAAGUCAUCUGCAAAGUCACAUGCUUGAUCACAGAGGUGAGCGUACCCAUGAAUGCAAUAUAUGCAAUAAGACAUUCACAGAAUUAAGUAAUCUGAAACGUCACAUGCUCAUUCACAAUGGAGUACGUCGUCAUGAAUGCACUAUAUGCAAUAAGACAUUUACACAAAUAAGUCAUCUGAAAAGUCACAUGCUCUUUCACAGUGGUGAGCGUACCUAUGAAUGCAGUAUAUGCGAUAAGAAAUUCACACACUUAGGUAAUCUGAAACGUCACAUGCUCAUUCACAAAGGAGAACGUCGCCAUGAAUGCAGUAUAUGCAAUAAGAAGUUUACAGAAUCACGUAGUGUGAAACGUCACAUGCUGAUUCACAAUAGAGCACGUCCUCUUGACUGCAACAUUUGUAAUCAGACAUUCACACAAUUAGUUGAUCUGGAAAGACACAUGCUGAUUCACAGUGGUAAUCUGAAAAAUCACAUGCUCAUUCACGAUGGAGUACGUCCCUAUGAAUGCAGUAUAUGCAAUAAGAAGUUUACAGAAAAAGGUAGUCUGAAAUGUCACAUGCUGAUUCACAGUGGAGUACGCCCUCAUCAAUGCAGUAUAUGCAAUAAGACAUUCACAAUGUUAGGUAAUAUGAAAAGACACAUGGCACUUCAUAGUCGGAAGCUAGAUGAAAAGGAAUGA